AUGCCUGCAAACCACCUCGCCUUCACUGCCCCUCUCAACCCUGCAGGAGCUAGUCCAACCCUCAAGCAAGGGCAGGUAUGGGCCGGCCUACUCCUCAAAAUCCGUUCCGCCGAAACCUUCGUUCCCAAGGCCAUCCAGUCCACCACCGUUAUCUCUGAAUCUACGGAUCCAUCCACAGGGAAUCCAGUCACAGUUCGCGAAAUAGUUUUCUGUGAAGACCAGCGCAAAGUGCGAGAGACAGUCACAGCAUACGAACCUUCCAGAGUGACCUUCGUGCAGCCGGACGGAAGCAGUAUUAGCAAUGUGAUCAGUGAGGGCGCUGAUGGGGAGUUGUAUAUGACCUAUGCCUUCGAGUGGAGACACCCGGGAGCCUCCAAGGCAGAACUCGCAGCAUUUUUGGAGAAGGAGAAGAAAAUGAGCCAGAUGGCUGUGGAGGGGACAAUUACUGUUUUGCGGGAGUUGGCCAGAGAUGGAAAGAUUUGA
Aspergillus lentulus is the source of this 483-nucleotide messenger RNA. RefSeq names its product SRPBCC family protein. The record is from RefSeq and is a predicted model, not a curated record. Lineage: Eukaryota; Fungi; Ascomycota; Eurotiomycetes; Eurotiales; Aspergillaceae.